AUGGCUGAAGCACCAGGCACACCGCCUCCCACAACCGCACCCGCAGCCGGUGUCGCGUCCCCGGACCCGGCACCGACGACGAGUCCAUCGCGAGUCAUCCCGGCGGUGGCUAUUGAACCAGCCCAGCAGGAUGAUCCCGUCGAAGCUGAUGAGGGGUUUGCGAGCGAUAACGACUCUUCGAUUGAUGAUAGAAUCUCGAGUUACACCGCGUCCCUAUCAUCCAGCGUCAUCGACUACCCGGAAGAAUAUGGCCGUCGCUAUCAUGCAUUCAGACCGGGCUCGUAUUCUUUCCCGAACGACGAGGUCGAGAUGGAGCGCCUCGACAUGGCUCAUGCCAUGAUGGUGAGGGCGAUUGGAAGCAAGCUCUGGCUGGCGCCGCUGGCCAAGGAGAAGGUCCAUCGUAUCCUGGAUAUCGGCACGGGUACUGGAAUCUGGGCUGUUGAGAUUGGUGACAUUUUUGAGAAUGCCGAGGUUAUUGGAAACGAUCUGAGUGCUAUCCAACCAGAGUGGGUACCCCCGAACGUCAAAUUUGAAAUUGACGACGUCGAGAGCGAAUGGGUCGGCGUCAAGAAGUACGACUUCAUCAUGUGCCGAUACAUGGCCGCCUCAAUCCAGGACUGGCCGAAGCUGAUUGCCAACAUUUACGACAAUCUCAACCCAGGAGGCUGGGCCGAGUUCCAAGACAUGAGCACAGAAUACUACUCCGACGACGGCAGCUACAAACCCGAACACGCAACCUACGAAUGGAACCAGACCUUUGUCGAAACCCUCGACAAGAUCGGGCGCGACCCCCGGCCCGGGCCGAAGCUCGAGGGGUGGGUGCGCGGGCACGGCGGGUUCGAGCACGUGGCGCACCACAAGUUCAAGACGCCCAUCGGGCCGUGGGCGCGGCACCAGCAUUUCAAGGACCAGGGUCUGCUGAACCUGGCGCAGAUUCUCGAGGGGCUGGAAGGGUUUUCGUUGAAGUUGCUUUGUGGCGUUUUGGGGAGGAGUAAGGAGGAGGUGUUGGUGCAGCUUGCGGAGGUGAGGAGGGAGUUGAAGACGGGGGUGUUUCAUGCUUUGUUGGAUUUGCAUGUGGUGUAUGGGCAGAAGCCUGCUCUACCGGCUGCUACGGAGGCGACUUAG
Colletotrichum scovillei is the source of this 1125-nucleotide messenger RNA. Its product is annotated as methyltransferase. The record is from RefSeq and is a predicted model, not a curated record. Bases 1 to 1125 code for a protein of 374 amino acids. The transcript is spliced from 9 exons. Gene Ontology annotation, molecular function: methyltransferase activity. Lineage: Eukaryota; Fungi; Ascomycota; Sordariomycetes; Glomerellales; Glomerellaceae.